Westerdykella ornata is the source of this 1958-nucleotide messenger RNA. Its product is annotated as betaine aldehyde dehydrogenase. Gene Ontology annotation, molecular function: aldehyde dehydrogenase (NAD+) activity. NCBI's taxonomy places the organism in Eukaryota, Fungi, Ascomycota, Dothideomycetes, Pleosporales, Sporormiaceae. The coding region runs from base 428 to 1942 and encodes 504 amino acids. The record is from RefSeq and is a predicted model, not a curated record. The transcript has a single exon.
AAUGGCUUGGGUGAAGGAACGGCGUUGCUCCUGGCGUGCUUCCUCAAUUUCCCAGCAGUGUUUGCACCCUUGGUAUUGCUGCACCGCGCGUUUUUUAUCUUAUUCAAAGGGUUGAUCAUUAUUAUUAUCCUUUUUAUUUACCCCCUGCACAGGCUGCAUUGGACCUCGGAGCUACCCCACCACCCAGGCCCUCAGGUAUCCUGCAUCAGCAACCUUCACUCACCACUUUGCUUGUAUAUACCGGGGAAUUCGGCCAGUGCGCCUUUUUAUCGAUGUCCGGCAUAUUGAAUCUUUGUCAAACAUUCCUUCGUUUAUAAUCCUCUGAGCGGCCGAAUUGAUCUCGCGGUUUAGGCCUAAUCUUCCUCUCCGGAACAACUAUUUCUUGAAAACGACUCCCAGAUCCCUUCUCUGAAACCCGCCCUCCACCAUGUCUCUCCCCUACCCUCCCCGAUACGCCUACUACGACGGCAAACUCCAAACCUCAGCCUCCUCCCCGACGCCCUUCCAAUCCAUCAACCCGGCAACCAACACUCCCCUCGCCGAUAUCCACCCAACCAACACCUCCUCAAUAGACGCCGCCAUCCGCUCCGCAGAACGUGCCUUCCCCUCGUGGUCCUCCACCCCAGCCAUCGAACGAGCCCGCAUCCUCCACCGCGCAGCCUCCCUCCUCCGCGCCCGCAACGACGAACUCGCCAGGGUAGAAACCCACGACACGGGCAAACCCUUCACCGAGACCUCGACCGUCGACAUCGUCACCGGCGCCGACGUCCUCGAGUACUUCGCCUCGCUCGUCGCGAGCGGCGGCCUCAAUGGUGAAACCAUCUCCCUGCGCCCCGACGCCUGGGUCUACACCACCAAGAACCCGCUCGGGGUAUGCGCAGGCAUCGGCGCCUGGAACUACCCGAUCCAGAUCGCGCUGUGGAAAUCCGCGCCGUGCCUCGCUGCGGGGAACACGAUGGUGUAUAAGCCUUCGGAAUUCACGCCGCUGCAUUCGACCCUGUUGGCGGAGAUCUACUCCAAAGCCGGUGUGCCUCCGGGUGUUUUCAACGUCGUCCAGGGCGGUGGAGACGUCGGCGCAUACGUGACCACACACCCCUCCAUCGCCAAAGUCAGCUUCACGGGACAGGUUAGCACAGGUCGAAAGGUCGCAGGUAGCGCUGCAGGAGGGAUGAAGUACGUCACCAUGGAGCUGGGCGGUAAAUCCGCAUGCAUCAUCCUGCCGGACGCAGAUAUCGACCAAGCGGUCGACGGCGCCAUGAUGGCGAAUUUCUUCUCCACGGGCCAGGUAUGCACAAACGGCACACGAGUCUUCGUUCCGGAAUCGAUAAAACAGCAAUUCGAGGAGAAAUUGGUAGAAAAGAUGCAGCACGUCAGGGCCGGAGACGUCAUGGCCCCCGAGACCAACUUCGGGCCCUUGGUCAGUAAAACGCAUUUUGACAAGGUGCAACGAUACAUUCGCCACGGCAUCAAAGUCGAUAAAGCUACAGUCUUGUACGGCGGCCCGGAAACACCGGAAUGGUUGGCUUCGCACAAGGACCAGGAAUACAAGAACGGGUUCUGGGUCAAACCCACCGUCUUCACAAACUGCACCGACGAAAUGACCAUUGUCCAGGAGGAAAUCUUCGGCCCCGUAAUGUCCAUCCUCACCUACAAGACCAUUGACGAAGUAGUCAGGCGUGCAAACGACACUCCCCUGGGCCUUGCAGCAGGUGUCUUCACCAAAGACUUGAAUUUCGCGCAUCAGGUGAUUGCGCGGUUGGAGGCGGGCAUCACCUGGGUGAAUACGUGGGGCGAGUCGCCGGCCGAAAUGUCGGUCGGAGGCUGGAAGAUGAGUGGUGUCGGGGUGGAGAAUGGGAAGAAGGGACUCGAGGCGUGGGUGAGGAAUAAGAGUACGCUGGUGGACAUGGCGGGACAGGUGCCGACGGUGUUUGCGAAAUUGUAGGUUGUGACGAGCUAUG